UGCAUGAUGAUGGGGGGCUGGAUAAUGGGGGGGUCUGUAAUUUGGGGGGGCACAUUGCAUGGUGAUGGGGUGUUGGACAAUGGGGGGUCUGCAAAUGGGAAAGGGGGGUGCACUGCUUGGUGCUGGGGGGGUUGGAUAAUGGGGGGGGGUCUGCAAAUGGGGGAGAGGGGAGGAGGGUGCACACCAUGUACUGCUGGGAGGAGUCCCCUUUACCCCCCCCUGUCCCCCGCAGAUCCAUCCCCCCAUAAAAAAAGAAGCCCCCCGGGGGUCUCCCACCCCCAUGGACCCCCCCCACCCCUCCCCACGAUGGACGCCCACCCCCUGGGGGGGUCCCAGCACGGAACAACGACGGUUACGGUUCAGGCAGUUCCGUUAUCAGGAAGCUGCCGGACCCAGAGCUGCUUGUUGGAGGUUAAGGGAGCUGUCGAGGAGAUGGCUCCGACCCGAAAGAAGGAGCAAAGAACAGAUUCUGGAAUUGUUGGUGCUCGAACAAUUCCUCAGCAUCCUUCCUGAAGAGAUCCAAAGCUGGGUUUGGGUACGGCAUCCCCAGAGCUGCGCCCAGGCCGUGGCUUUGGCUGAAAGCUUCCAGAUGGGCUGGGAGAGGCAGGUGACGGUGCGUGUGAAGCUGGAGGAGGUGCCCCCAGGGAACACAGAAGAUCCCGAGGUGGUGCUGGACCCCCCCAGCCCCCCACUGGAGCCCUCUGGGGACGAGUGGUGGGAGGGCAAUGGGAGGUUGGACCCUGAGGAGGAGGAGGAGGAAGAGGAGGAAGAGAGGAGUCUGCAGGAAACAGCAGGUCCCACGGAGCUGGAGGACCCCAUCCUGACAACCCAAGACCCCCCGCAUCCCCUCAACAUCCCCCAAGGUGGCCGCACCACCAGGACUCCCACGCACACCGAGACCCACCACCACCCCAGGGGGACCCCAAAGGAUCCCACCGCCUUCCCACCACCCCAAAGACCACCCAGACCAACGGAGGACGCCGGGAAUGCUGAGAAACCAUGGGUGAAACCAGCAGCACACAGCAAGGAGCGUCCCUACCCAUGCGGGGAAUGCGGGAAGACCUUCGGCCGCCUGACCCACUUGAAGACCCACCAACGGACCCACACUGGGGUGAAGCCCUACGCCUGCGGUGCGUGCGGCAAAAGCUUUGGCCACCUCUCCACCCUCACCACCCACCAGAGGCUGCACACCGGCGAGCGACCCUACGCCUGCGGGGCGUGUGGGAAGACCUUCACCAACCCAUCAGACCUCAACAAGCACCAGAGGUCGCACACGGGCGAGAGACCCUACCCCUGUGCUCAGUGUGGGAAGAGCUUCAGCCAGCAGUCCAACCUCACCAUGCACCAACGCAGCCACACCGAGGAGCGGCCGUACCCUUGCGGGGCUUGUGGGAAGAGCUUCAAGUACCUGGCUGAUCUGACGGUGCACGAGCGCUCGCACACGGGCGAGAGGCCCUUCCCCUGUGCUCAGUGUGGGAAGAGCUUCAGCAAUAAGUCCUCGCUUGCCCGGCACACGCGGAUCCACGCGCGGGUGGCCGCCAGGGACAAGUGAUAGGGUUGGGUGAUGGUGGGAUGGGGGGCUGGGAGGGGUGAAGAGACGAUGAUCCACCAGGAAUCGCCAUUGGAGUUGCAACAUAACAAGGGGUGAAGAAGAGCAGCUGGUUGGUGGCUUCCAAGAGCAUCUGAGGUAGCUCUGAAGUUGGUCAGUACUGAGGAAGGGAUCCAAUUCUAUGUGUUUGAGAACUUGGUAGCCCCAGGACACAACUCCUUAGUCCCAGAGGAGAUGGAACAUGGUUGACUGUGAAGAGGAGCUGAUGGUUGGUGGAUUCCAAGAGCCUCUGAUGAUGGUUGGUGGCCUCUAAAGUAGCCCAGGAGGCCCUGAAAUUGCCCAGUACUGAGGAAAGAAUCCAAUUCUACGUGCUUGACAACUUGGUAGUCCCAGAAGAGAUGGAACAUGGGUGAGGGUGAAGAUGAGCUGAUGGUUGAUGCCCCUCAAGAGCUUGGUGGCUCCAGAACUUUGUUCCCUGGAUCCAGAAGAGAUACAGCAUGGACGAAGGUGAAGACAACCUGAUGUCUCCCAUGAGCCUGGUGGCUCCAUGAUGCAGCUCACUGGUCCCAGAUGGGAUGUAAUGUGGUUGUGGACCAUCAGAAGAUGAUCUGAUGGUUGAUGUUCUCCAUGAACUUUCUAUGUGACUCCUUUAAUCCCAGAAGAGAUGAAAAACGGAUGAGGCUGAAGGUGAGCUGAUAGUUUAUGUCCUCCUAAGCGCUUGGUGGCUUCAAAACUUUGUUCCCUGGAUCCAAAGGAGAUAGAACAUGAAUGAAGGUGACAAUGAGCUGAUGGUUGAUGUCUUCCAAGAGCCUGGCAGCCCCAAAACAUGUCUCCUUUGUCCCAGAGAUGUAAUGGUUGAAGGUGAAGAUGAACUGAUGGUUGAUGUCCCUCAAGAUGGAUGAAGGUGGCAGUGAACUGAUGAUUGAUGUUUUUGAUGAGCCUGGUGGCUCCAGGACUUGAUUCUUUGCUCCCAAAGGAAAUUCAAUAUGGCUGAGGGCAAAGGUGAGCUGAUGGUUGACGCCCUUCAAGAUCUUGGUGGCUCCAAAAUCUGGUUUUCUGGUCCCAGAGGAGAUACAGCAUGAAUGAAUGUCUGACGGAUGAUGUCUGCCAUGAGUUCUUUGGUCUCACCUCCACACACCCCACCCUCAUCUCCACCAUCAGGACACCCCAUCCCCUCCAAUUGAGCAUUUCCAGAUGAAUCUGUUUUUUGGUUUUUUUUUCCCCCCAGUAUUUAUUCAUUGUCACUCCUGCAGCGAGUGACAACCUCCUCCCCGGGCCUUAAUGCUCCAGCACCGACCUACCUCAUGGACCACUCGACAUGCCCAGGGCUCCACAUCUCCUCCCUGUGGGUUCACCCCGCUUUCUCCCCUCCCCACUGCUGUAACAAAAGUUUGACCCGUUUCUCUGCA
Phasianus colchicus (ring-necked pheasant) is the source of this 2958-nucleotide messenger RNA. Its product is annotated as zinc finger and SCAN domain-containing protein 16-like. The record is from RefSeq and is a predicted model, not a curated record. NCBI's taxonomy places the organism in Eukaryota, Metazoa, Chordata, Aves, Galliformes, Phasianidae. Gene Ontology annotation, molecular function: RNA polymerase II cis-regulatory region sequence-specific DNA binding; DNA-binding transcription factor activity, RNA polymerase II-specific. Gene Ontology annotation, biological process: regulation of transcription by RNA polymerase II.